AUGGCGACCAACAUCGCCCUCGAGACAACCAUGGGUACAAUAUUCGUCGAGCUCUACAAUGACCAUGCACCAAAAACAUGCAAGAACUUCUCUACCCUAGUCUCCCGCGGAUACUACGAUACUCUCCUAUUCCACCGCAUUAUUCCCUCUUUCAUGCUACAGACCGGUGAUCCCACGGGCACCGGCCGCGGCGGCUCCUCGAUAUAUGGCGAGAAAUUCGAAGACGAGAUCUCACCCGCGCUGAAGCACACAGGCGCAGGGAUCCUCAGUAUGGCGAACAGCGGCCCGAAUACGAAUGGUAGUCAAUUUUUCAUCACGUUGGCGCCGACGCCGUGGCUGGAUGGGAAACAUACGAUUUUUGGGAGGGUGACUAGGGGGCUGGCGGUUGUGAAGAGGAUGGGACUUGUGAGGACUGGGGCGGAGGAUAGGCCGGUGGAGGAGGUUAGGAUUUUGAAGGCGAGGGUUGUGGAAGGUGAUGCGGAAGAAUGA
Cadophora gregata is the source of this 489-nucleotide messenger RNA. It is a transcript of the gene CYP1, whose product is annotated as heme binding. The transcript is spliced from 3 exons. The record is from RefSeq and is a predicted model, not a curated record. Gene Ontology annotation, biological process: protein peptidyl-prolyl isomerization; protein folding. Gene Ontology annotation, molecular function: peptidyl-prolyl cis-trans isomerase activity. Bases 1 to 489 code for a protein of 162 amino acids. Gene Ontology annotation, cellular component: catalytic step 2 spliceosome. Lineage: Eukaryota; Fungi; Ascomycota; Leotiomycetes; Helotiales; Ploettnerulaceae.